Messenger RNA from Bolinopsis microptera, 3923 nucleotides. RefSeq names its product epithelial cell-transforming sequence 2 oncogene-like. The transcript is spliced from 19 exons. Gene Ontology annotation, cellular component: membrane. Gene Ontology annotation, biological process: G protein-coupled receptor signaling pathway. Gene Ontology annotation, molecular function: protein binding; G protein-coupled receptor activity; guanyl-nucleotide exchange factor activity. NCBI's taxonomy places the organism in Eukaryota, Metazoa, Ctenophora, Tentaculata, Lobata, Bolinopsidae. The coding region runs from base 180 to 3389 and encodes 1069 amino acids. The record is from RefSeq and is a predicted model, not a curated record.
AACCUAAUGCUACGUGAUACAGCAUUUUAAGUCCUAUCGUCGUUGCUAUUGUUUUGAAUUUGUCCGGUUAAAAUUUUGUUGCCUCGUUUAAAUUUUGUGUUGACGAUCGUUUAACUUUGCAACGUACCACUACCAGCGAACUACGAACCAUAUUCUGUAGUUCUUAGAGAAAGUAUGAAAUGUCAGUAAGAGGAUCUCAGAGUUCUUUGAGAUCUUUCACGUUGAAGCCAGUUGAACCGGAGUUCUUGAAGACCAACAGAAGUGCAUGGACCCCCAAGCUUGAUGCAAAGGACAAUCACAAGCUGUUCCUGGAAAGAGUGUCUCUUAUCACACACUGGCAUGACAAGUGGAACGAAAGGCAAAGGAAACAGCUGCUGGUCCACUUGCUCCAGCGUACAACUCAGAGCGAGAUGUUUAGUAUCAGGGAGUGGAUCAUGAAGAAGAUGCCGGAACCACAGUGGAGAGCCGAUCCCACGUCCGCUCUGCCAAAAUGGCUCAUGUUACAUAUUUUCUCUUACCUUACCACAGCUGAACUUUGUACUGCCAGCAAGGUGAGUUCUCAUUGGAGAUAUCUGUCAGAGCAGGACAUCCUGUGGAGACACCGAACAGCAGCGAGGGGCUGGUUCCUUCCCUACAGUCCCCCGCCCACCCAACAUGGUGCCUGGAAACAGUACUAUGUCAUGUGUGUUAAGAAUUCGGAGAAACCUAGCUUACUGGUGGAUCAUCAAAGGAAGGAACCAACAGCAGGAGAGAACCAGUACAGCCGAUCUGAUCUGGAGAGACUAGGCAAGUACUACGUGAACACCGAUGAUCCAGUACCAGAACCAGAAAGUCCUAGUAGAAUAUUUGAGAAAUCUGGGCAUGAAGUGGAGGAUAUUGAUACGAGCUUGUUCAAAGAUAGGUGGGUUGAUCCGAACAAGCACCCAAAAGAUCUGGAUAACUGGGGAAAAGCUACAAGUCAGGAGUAUCGACCAGAUGUCAGGUUUUUACAGAAAAGUAAACUGAAAGCAAGAUCCAAGUCUUACACACAGCUAAACGCGUCCAGCAAUAGUCCUCUGAAAAAGUCUGAUGACCCUAAAAGUCAACUUAAGUCAAAGAGCGUCUCAACUAUCACCGAGAUCUACCGUGAACAUGGAUCGUUCAGAAUACUUCAACAAGAGGAUGGGACUCUGGUUAAAGAGCCACACUUGUUAACCAAGAAGGGUGUUACAGUUCCGAGUAUAAACUACUGGUUACAGAAACCUGAUAAACCUACCAUUCCAUCGCUAGGAGGAUAUGGUACGGUCCAGAAACCCGAGCUAGCUGCUGACGUGGGAUGCGGAGCAGUGUGGGGAGAGAACCUGCCCUGUCACACUCACCCUAAAGUUCUGCUUAUAUCAUCAGAUGUUCCUGCGUAUGAGAUGAUAGUCGGCACUGUGGUUACAGGGAUAAUUGGAUUGGUUUAUGACGCUGAAAAAGCUUCUUUGAGGUCUAUUCUUAAUCAAGUCGAGCACUCAUUGAACGGGAGGAAAGCUGAGAGUCUGGGAAUAUUUGCACCGGGCAAGCUCGGCUAUCUGAACCUUACCCGGCAUAUCCAUAUAAGUGGACUUGAACUUCAUUCAGAAUUUUGGAAAGAGCUCUGUGGUUUUCUCUUGGUACCAAAAUUUGGUGGAAGAAUUGACAUUUUCAGUUCGGUGGGAGUAUCGACUGUCAACCAAUCUCUCGGAAUGGAUAUAAUCUACAGACUAGCAGGAGUUACUUCAGUACCAUUUAAUGCGCCCCUUGGUGGCAUUUAUGGGGAGUGGGCAGAGAUUUGUGGGACUUGGCUUCUCCACCCAGACAAUGUCCAUCCUCUCAGUAUUUACUUGAGGGAAGACAAGGUUAGAACAUGGGUGUUGUUUGCGAAGCAGCUGGAAACUAUAGCUGAGGAUAUAAGACUUCAGUUCAGCCACCGACUACACAUUCAACACACUGCGGGGUUGCAUAGGGUCGUCAAUGCUAUUCUGAGGCAAGGUCUUGAACUCCUGUCCAAAUCAGAGCACGUUCACCUGGCAGACAUCCUGUUUUACAGCCUCUCACAACUCUGCACAGAACCCUCCUCAUCUCCCCCUCCAAACGAGAGUGAGCAGGUAAAAAGGGGGGUUCUGUGCAUGAGGCUGGUGGAUGUGCUGCUGUCCAGCCAGUUUGUUAAGGAUCUGGAGGAUAUGAAGGGAGAUGAGGAAAAGGAAGUCAGUGAUGUGUCAGAAGAUCCCGUGGCAUUGGGCAAAGAUGUGAUGAUGAUGUUAGAAUGGAUGAACAGAUCAGUUCCCCUUUCUUUGCAGACCAAUUCUCAUAGGCUCAUCUUCCCAAAAGAAGACCCACGAAAUGUUUUGAUGGGAUACAAUAUCGGAGACAGCGACUGUGCGGGAAACUAUUCGUCCACCUGUCCCUUCCAAGUUGCUAACGGCUCCGCAUUGACGAUAAUCGCCGGUACAGGGUUCCUGUUGAGCAGUUUUACAAUCUACUGUCUCAUAUUCCACGUUAAACUACCCCUAUGUCAGAACAUUUUCGUUUUAAAUGUAGCAGUGAGUGAUAUCCUGAACGCAACUGUGGGAAUCAUCAGAGGCCUCGGAAUGGUAGCCUCUCCGGUAUUCAUUGGCGUUACCAGAGAAGGGGAAAUAUUACAAUGGUGUCACAUAUACCCCCUUGUCGGAAACACAGUUUGGAGUGCAUCCGUCCUGGUGCUGUUACCACUCACACUGGACAGAUUCCUCGCGAUAGUGUUCCCUUUUCAGUAUAAGUCACUUGUUAACAAAGAAACAAGCAGAGCCUUCUCGGUUAUUACUUGGCUCCCACUAAUAGGAUUGUUAAUAUACGAUAGUGUCACUUACUCCACGGGACACACAAAGAUAGCACAUCAGCCGGUAUUUCACCGUUGUGUGAUUGAAAACGAAAGAUUUUACCAGCCGAUAGUGUUCUUGAUGGCUCCCUUCAUUCUUAUCAUUUUAAUGUACAGCACCAUGCUCUUCUUUGUCAUCAAAACAGGUUUGGAAAGCAAGAGGUUAUUCGUGAUAACAUCAGCAAUAAUCCUAACCGGUUUCAUCACCGUCAUCCCUGACCACCUUCUCACCACCUUCAAAAUCCAACUAGACUACAAGAUAGCGCAAGUAUUCACCGUCACGCUCUACUACACUAACAGUAUCUGUAAUCCCAUGAUUUACUUCUGCAGCAACCGGAUAACCCGAAGGGAACUCACUGCUUCUUUAAUGCAAAGCACUGUCGGAAGGAAGCUGUCAGAUAUGACAAGUUCUCAGGGGGGUAGCGGAGCUGUCACUCCGUUGCAAAAUCUUGGAAAUAGACAUAGCUCUGACCCGGAGUUAAAUGAUUCAAAAUCUUUGCUGCCCGCAGUCGAUGAAGAACAAAAAGUAUGAAAGGUUUCAUCGAUAUUUGCCAUUGGCACUAGAUCUUUAUUCGAUCAAUAAAAUCUCAAGGUCUUGUGUUGUAUUCUGGAUUUUUAUUUUACAAUCAAAAUGAAAUGUAAGAAUUGGUUUCAACAUUGAUUUGUCUUUUUCUAAAACCAACAAAAUAAGAGUGGCCGGCCCAAUUCGUCUAAGUGUACAUGCACAUAAGUGAUUAACUUAAAAGAAUGUCGGCGUUGAAAAAUUGAAAAAGCCAAUCAAAGUCUGGCGAUAUUCACUGAUUGCGUUUAGUUUUGGGACUUUUACCUUUGCGUUUAAAGGACCAAUCAGGACGAUUGCUCACUAUGUCAGCCGUCAGGACAAUCAACAAUGUUACAAUGCCAUAGAUAUAUCAUUGCUGCUCAUGUUUUUAACUCAUUUUCUUAGCUUUUAUCAGUUCAUCUAUUUAUUUUUUGAGAAUUUUCUGUUUAUUGUAUUCCUGAAUUUUAAUACAUUUAUAUUCUGAAAUCUACACCAAAACGAAAUGUAAUUUACAACUACAACUCU